This is a messenger RNA of Myotis brandtii (Brandt's bat), 1668 nucleotides long. RefSeq names its product keratinocyte proline-rich protein (gene KPRP). The coding region runs from base 1 to 1668 and encodes 555 amino acids. NCBI's taxonomy places the organism in Eukaryota, Metazoa, Chordata, Mammalia, Chiroptera, Vespertilionidae. The transcript has a single exon. The record is from RefSeq and is a predicted model, not a curated record.
AUGUGUGACCAGCAACAGAUUCCGUGUUGCCUGCCGCUCCCCCAGUGCUGUGUGAAGGGUUCCUCCUUCUUCCCCUCCCCGUACCCUUCUCCCCAGGGCCAGGUGGUAGUUCAAGCCCCUUGUGGGAUGCAAAUCAUGGAGUGCCCUGCACCAUGCCCAGUUCAAGUUUCCCAGGUGAAGGGCCAAGCUCCCUGCCAGUCCCAGACCAUUCAGGUGAGCAGCCAGGCUUCAGGCCAGGCUCAGACCGCCAGCGUGAAGGGUCAGGCUCCAGGCCAGUCCCAGACCACGCAGGUGAUCAGCCAGGCUGCAUGCCAGCCUGAGGUUUGCUACGUGCCGUGUGGAGCCCCAUGCCCUGUUCAGACCUGCUUUGUAGAAUGUGCUCCAGCUUGUUAUACAGAAACUCGCUACGUGGAAUGCCCCGUCCAAACCUAUGUACCCUACCCAGCUCCCCAGCCUGUCCAGAGGUAUGUAGCGUACCCCUCAGCAUGCCAGACUCAAGGAAGAUUCUCCACCCAGUGCCAAUAUCAGGGCUCCUUCGGCAGCUGCGCCCCCCAGCGUCAGUCCCGGGCUUCAUGUCGCACUUAUGCACCCCCAUGCCAGAGCCAGGGCUCUUACGGGGGCUUCCCCAUGCAGCGUCGCGCUAGGAGCACCAGCAGAUGCCUCCCUCCACGCCAGAUGAUGCGGCCUUCCUACCGCAGCUGCUCCCCACCCCGCCAGAUGCGGCCUUCUUACCAGAGCUACUCCCCACCUUGCCAGAUGCGGCCUUCCUACCGCAGCUGCUCCCCUCCACGGCGUUCAGAGCCCUACUACAGCAGCUGCAUGCCAUCAAGAUGUGCUUCGGGGUCCUACAACUACUGCACCCCACCCCGCCGCUCUGAGCCCAUCUAUCACAGCGGCGGCGCUCAACGUCCCACUUCCAGCUGCUCUCAGCGACGUGGGCCCAGGUGCCGCAUAGAGAUUUCCUCGCCCUCCUGCCCCAGGCAGGUGCCCCCGCAGCGGUGUCCCGUUCAGAUCCCUCCCAUAGGACGCUGCUCUGAGAGUUGUGCUCCACGACCCUCCUGGGGGUCCUCCUGCCCGGAGCUGAGACCACGUCCCGAGCCGCGUCCACUCCCAAGCUUCUGCCCACCCCGGAGUUUUGACCAAUGUCCAGAGCCGUCACUGCCACGGGGCCCACGUCCUGCCCCGCGGCCAUCACGCCCAGCGCCGUGCGCGAGCCCGGAGCGCAGCUGGUGUUCUCCACCCCGGUGCUUUCCCGAGCCCUGCCUGUGUCCGGAACCAAGUCCAGCCCCGCGUCCAGCCCCACGAUCUGUCCCAACGCGGUGUGAGUUUCCAGAGCCUUGUCCGGAGCCAAUUCCCCUCCCGCCACGCUGCUCAAGCCCAGAGCCCUGUGUGCAGCCUCAGCGCUGCCCCAGCCCCUGCUCAGGCCCAAAUCCAAUGCCAGGCUCCGGAGACCUCGGCUGUCAUGAGUCCUACCCAGGCCGCCUAGACAAGGAGGCCCCCAGCUGCGGCCCAGCUGCUUAUACACAGUGCGGAGAGGGUGAUGCUAGCUAUGGACCUUGUGAUGUAUUCCCAGAGCCGCGGGGUCUGGGCGGUUAUGGAGACCAAGGAGGUGCCUCUGUUGGAGCGAAAGGCGGGAACUAUGCUGAAGUAAAGAGCGCCUACUUUUAA